AUGAACGCACGCAAUGUACGUCAAAUUUACCUGAUAACCUAUAGCAUGGUUGAUACGGAGCGCUUUCCAACUAGACUGUUCACAGUCCCCUAUUUUUUCGUGAGAUCGUUUAGAUAUACCGCGUCUUCUUACCGUAACGGCUAUCUUGAUUUUAAAAUGUACCGAGGGGGCGGGCGGCGGGGAUUAUGGCUGGGGGGAAGGGCGAGAAAAAUAGAUUAUUUCGUCUAUUUUUCUCGCUUUCUCCCAAACCGCCCCCGCCCCCUAGGUAGUGUUGACACUCAUGCAAGAUGGGUAGCCCGUAACGCAAAGCUCUCGAUAUCGAUGAUCUUACGGAAAAAUAGACGACUGUGAACAGUCUACUUUCCAACAAGGUCUUCGUUUGCGGAGGCUGUUGUACAGUCCUUCGCGGACACGCCUGCGAAAGUUUUACAGUGGUGUUGCUGUCUGGAACAGCACGUACAAUCGGGUGUACAUUUCCACAUGGCAAUGAAGCUGGACAAGAACCAGCGGUGGCUUCCCAGCAAACGAUACCUGUUAGAGAGGUGUGGUAUUUCUGUACAUUUCUCCGACACGCACGAAAACUAUUUCAGCGCAUGGAAAUAUGUUACGAAAGAAGACCGAGAUUAUAUUCAGAGUGACGGACAUCCUGACCUUACAAGUGCAACUGCUCCAAGAACCACCAAGGCCUCUUCAACCAAAAGGACCACAGCCAUGGAAAAGAGAGAGAAAGGUGCGUUGUCAACGGACAACUGUGAGGCGCUUAGUGAUGCCCAAACAAGCACAAGGAAAAAAACGACGGGGAAAAAAAGAGCGAACAAGAAGAUAGUAAAAAGUAAGAAGAAACGUAUGACCUCAUAUGAGUUAUCGGAAAUCAUUCUAGCUAAAAACGUUAAGUCAAGAACUGAACUACUAGCCCUUGCAAGAGAGCAAAAAGUAGAGGGGAAAACCGACAUCGCAGAGUUUAUUGUAAAUAGAGGUGCGAAAGUUGUAGCAGACGUGCUGGCUACUACCUGGGAGCUGGAAAAUUCUAAAGAUAACCUAGAAAGGCAGAGGAAAAGCAGAAUCCAGCUAUCAAAGGAAGCAAGAGAGGGAGAAUGCGUACAAAAUUGUUCUGGACAAUGGUUAAUUUCAGCGAAAGAAGUACUCCAGGGUAACGGAGUGGACAUAAACUAUUUUGGACAUUGUGUGCAUGAAUUAUUAGAGAAAGGACGAGGAAAAUACAGGAAUCUUAUGAUCGUAGGCCCAGCCAACUGCGCAAAAACAUUUCUGCUCAACCCUCUUAAUGUCAUUUUUAACACCUUUUCAAACCCAGCGUCCACAAGUUUUGCAUGGGUUGGCGCGGAACAGGCUGAAUGUAUUUUUUUGAAUGAUUUCAGAUGGUCCCCGGCUGUUAUCCAGUGGCAUGAUUUCCUAUUAAUGUUGGAGGGACAGUUCAUUUACCAGCCCCUAAAUCCCAUUAUGCAAAAGAUAUUGUCUUUGAGAAAGACACGCCAAUUUUCGCCACCGGAAAAAACCCCAUUAUUUUCGUGA
Porites lobata is the source of this 1530-nucleotide messenger RNA. The record is from the annotation of a GenBank genome assembly. NCBI's taxonomy places the organism in Eukaryota, Metazoa, Cnidaria, Anthozoa, Scleractinia, Poritidae.